Neocloeon triangulifer is the source of this 2030-nucleotide messenger RNA. RefSeq names its product mitochondrial protein C2orf69 homolog. The transcript is spliced from 7 exons. The record is from RefSeq and is a predicted model, not a curated record. Gene Ontology annotation, cellular component: mitochondrion. The coding region runs from base 174 to 1451 and encodes 425 amino acids. Lineage: Eukaryota; Metazoa; Arthropoda; Insecta; Ephemeroptera; Baetidae.
GCCGGCAGGGUAUCUAUCCAAAAGCGCCCUCUCCGGCAGCGAGCGUUUCAAAAAUGGCGUUGAUCAAAACAACAGGAAACCGCUCCGGGUAAAUUUGCAGAGAAGCUUUCGACCCUCGGCGGUGACCUUUAGACCGGGUUGAAUUUUUAGAGACAGACAACUCGCACGCAAACAUGGGGACCCUGGUGAAGGGUAGCCCAUCGACCUCUGAAGAAAGCAAUCCCUCACCAGCGCCUGCAGAAGAGCCUGCGUCUGCGGAGGCGCCUGCUCCUGUCACCUCCGCACCAUCUCCUCCUGCCAAGCAAGAGUCUGAUGUCAAAACCACUGAGCCCGAAACGCCUGCAGCUGUGCCUGAGCCCCAAGAACCGCCACCCACUCCCAUCCGCCUGUCCUCUGUAGCUGGCUACGAUGGGCGCGUCAACGACAUUGUAUACUGCCCACCCUCCGUUCGCUCAGACCAUAACAAAGCAGUCAUCUAUUUUGGAGGAGACGUCCAGGAUCUUCCUGAAACUAUGGAGGCACACAGAGAGAACAAAAACUAUGCCAAAUGGAACUUAGUAAAUACUUCGUUAAUUUUACACACGUACUUUCCCGAGAUGCACAUCAUCGUAGUGAGACCAGCUAGGUCAACAACACCCAAGCUUGCAAGUUUCAUGGAACUAGUCUCGUCCGAUAUGGAACAUAGCAGAAUGGAAUUCAAGACGUUUAGCUGCUACGACAACUUCGUGCCAGGCAACAACUGCGGCGCUCCCGAGCACACGCCCACCCACUACGCCCUUCAGCAUCUAGAGCGCCUCCUGCAAGCCACAUCACAAAGGGUACGCACCCUGACUGUUCAGCAGCUGGGCGUUGGCAGAAGUCCCUCGCCGACACCUCAUUCAGCGACACCUCCAGAAAAGACAGAACAGGAAAAUGGAGAAAAUCCAGAGCCCGGCCCAAGUAAACCAACCCGUUGGUGGCAGGAGGACAUAAACCUGGACAAGGCAGACUUGACUUUAGUUGGGUUCAGCAAAGGCUGUGUAGUGCUGAAUCAACUAUUGUACGAGUUCCAUUACCUAAAAACGUUAACUCCGGACGACGACACCAUGAUGAAACUUGUCAGUCGAAUUCAUGAUAUGUACUGGCUGGAUGGUGGUCAUGCAGGUGGAAAAAAUACGUGGAUCACUUCGCGGUCGUUGCUAGAGACUCUGACUAGACUCAACAUUGGUGUGCAUGUCCAUGUCACACCGUACCAAGUACAAGACGAGCGGAGGCCCUGGAUUCGCAAGGAGGAAAAGAUGUUUACCGAGUUAUUGCGAAGAUUAGGUGCUCCAGUGACUAGAAUUUUGCACUUUGAGAAUCAACCUGCGUCAUUAAUGACGCACUUUGAAGUGCUUUCGGUUUUCAGACAAACACAGAACCAAAACAACACGGGAAAUUCUGUUUCGACGCCUGCUUCCUCGACGACGUGAACUUGAAAUUUUAUUUUUUGAAGUCUCCCAAGGUUGUAAAAAUAAUUUUUGAAGGCAGUCUAAUAGUAACUUUUAAAAGCAAAAUAAGAGCCUUUCGACGUCAAUACUAUUUUUACCAAUUUUCAUGGUAAAUUUUAAUCCUAUGCUCCAGCUGAAAGGCCAAUUAUACUUAAGAUUCCUUGUUCAGAGAUUUUUUAAUUUAUUUCUUGUUGCUAUAAAUUAAUUUGUAAUUGUGGACGGCCAUGAAUUACCAUCCCGAAAACUCCUAUGUUCUGCAAAGGCUUGUAUCAAAGGAAAAAUGCAUAUUUUUAAAAUGACAGUACUCUUACGGAUGCAAUUCAAUAUUGAAAAGUACAACAUUGUGUAGUAUUUUUUGCCACGCAACAACGCAAUACAUAUGAUUUAUUUUGCCUUUAAAAUUCAGGCAGAUCACUUGAAAUGUAAAACCAUUGGAAAAUUAAAAUUGUAUAGUUAGAUUUCAUAAAAAAAAAAUGUGCUUGUGCCAUACCUCACAAGCUUUUCAUUUUAAUGGAAGUAUGUACAGCUUCAUUUCCAAAUAAAUUAUAAAUUAAUUAAAAC